AUGUGUGGCAUCAUUGCUCUGAUCCAGGCGAACCCCUCGUCGGCCGCCGCCAUCGAUCUCCACGAGGCACUCUACCUCCUCCAGCACCGUGGUCAGGAUGCCGCCGGAAUCGCAACCUGUGCCUCUGGGGGUCGCAUCUACCAGCUCAAGGCCAACGGCAUGGCUGCCAAGGUCUUCCAGGAUGGUGCCAAGGUGGCCAAUCUGCCCGGCUCGAUGGGUAUCGCACACCUGCGAUACCCGACCGCCGGCAGCAGUGCCAAUGCUGAAGCGCAGCCGUUUUACGUGAACAGCCCGUACGGCAUCUGCUUUGCCCACAACGGCAAUCUGAUCAAUGCCCCCGAGUUGAAGAAAUACCUCGACCUUGAGGCACACCGUCACAUCAACACCGACAGCGACAGCGAGUUGAUGCUGAACAUCUUCGCGGAUGAGCUGAGCGAGACCAAGAAGGCCCGGGUCAACAAGGAAGACCUCUUCGCCAGUCUUAGCCGCAUGUACACACGUUGCGAAGGUGGCUGGGCUUGCACUGCCAUGCUGGCCGGCUUUGGUGUUCUUGGCUUCCGUGACUCGUACGGCAUUCGGCCAUUGGUCUUGGGCUCCCGUCAGUCCCUGGAUGGCCCCGGUAUGGACUACAUGAUGGCCUCCGAAUCCGUCGCUCUGGACCAGCUGGGCUUCGGCAACCACCGCGACAUCCAGCCUGGAGAGGCAGUCAUCAUCGAGAAGGGUGGCCAGCCUGUCUUCCAGCAGGUUGCCCCCAAGAAGGACUAUGCCCCCGAUAUUUUCGAAUACGUCUACUUCGCCCGCCCAGACUCGGUCAUGGACGGUAUCAGCGUGUACCGCACCCGGCAGCGCAUGGGCGACCGCUUAGGAGCGCGCAUUUUGGAUGUUCUGGGCCCCGAGGUCGUCAAGGAUAUCGACGUCGUGAUCCCCAUCCCUGAAACCUCCACCACAUCCGCGACCAAUGUGGCGCAGUACCUGGACAAGCCAUACUGCCACGCAUUUGUCAAGAACCGCUAUGUCUUCCGAACCUUCAUCAUGCCUGAACAGAAGACUCGGCAAAAGGGCGUCCGCCGCAAGCUGAACGCCAUGAAAGCCGAGUUCAAAGACCGUAACGUGCUGCUGGUGGAUGACAGUAUCGUGCGCGGUACCACCAGUCGGGAAAUCGUCAGCAUGGCCCGGGAAGCCGGUGCAAAGAAGGUGUAUUUUGCAAGCUGUGCGCCGGAAAUCACCCACGCCCACAUCUACGGCAUCGACCUGGCGUCGCCCCAAGAGCUGGUCGCCCACAACCGGACUGCGGAUACCAUUGCCUCACAUAUCGGUGCCGACAGCGUCAUCUUCCAAACCCUAGAAGACCUCAAGGAUGCCUGUGCCGAGAUCACGCGCGAGAACGGCCUGCAAGAACCCGUGAACUUCGAGGUCGGUGUCUUCUGCGGCAGCUACGUGACCCCCGUGCGGGACGGCUACUUUGAGCACCUGGAAGCCCUCCGUGGCGAGGGCCGCAAAAUCAAGGCUCUCGACAAAGCCAAGGAUGCUGUGGCCCAUGGCUUCGCAAGCACGACUGACUUUGAGAUCGCUGCGAAUGGAGUCGCUAUGGAUACCAAUGGCAAGAUCGUGCCGGCCUCAAUGAUGGGAUCCACCGUGUCGAAUGGCUCCAACGAUACCAUUGGCACCGAGGAGGACCCCAAGAUCGCUGACCGCAUGGAUAUCAGCAUUCACAACAUUGCUGAUCAUCCAUAA
This is a messenger RNA of Penicillium lagena, 1734 nucleotides long. RefSeq names its product amidophosphoribosyltransferase. Gene Ontology annotation, molecular function: amidophosphoribosyltransferase activity. NCBI's taxonomy places the organism in Eukaryota, Fungi, Ascomycota, Eurotiomycetes, Eurotiales, Aspergillaceae. Gene Ontology annotation, cellular component: cytoplasm. Bases 1 to 1734 code for a protein of 577 amino acids. The record is from RefSeq and is a predicted model, not a curated record. The transcript is spliced from 3 exons. Gene Ontology annotation, biological process: purine nucleobase biosynthetic process; purine nucleotide biosynthetic process.